UGAUGCCAGAGAGAACAUUCAGAGACUAACAGGCCAUGGAGCAGAGGAUUCAUCAGCUGACCAGGCUGCCAACCAAUGGGGCCGGAGCGGCAGAGACCCCAAUCACUUCAGACCUGCUGGCCUGCCUAAUAAGUACUGAGCUUCCUCUUCACUCUGCUCUUACAUUACCCGACUGUGAUCACUGAGGUGAUGGACACAAAAUUACUGAGUUCUGUGUGCAGAGAUGCUGGUUGAGGGCACACAAGAAGUGUCUAAUAAAUGCUUGAGAGAUUGAAA
Molecule: messenger RNA, 276 nt
Organism: Galeopterus variegatus (Sunda flying lemur)
Lineage: Eukaryota; Metazoa; Chordata; Mammalia; Dermoptera; Cynocephalidae
Product: serum amyloid A-2 protein-like
Exons: 1
Cellular component (GO): extracellular region
Source: RefSeq, a predicted model, not a curated record